This is a messenger RNA of Lodderomyces margitis, 705 nucleotides long. RefSeq names its product Dag7p (gene DAG7). The coding region runs from base 1 to 705 and encodes 234 amino acids. NCBI's taxonomy places the organism in Eukaryota, Fungi, Ascomycota, Pichiomycetes, Serinales, Debaryomycetaceae. The transcript has a single exon. The record is from RefSeq and is a predicted model, not a curated record.
AUGAAGUUCUCAACAGUUUUAUUUGCUGCUUUGCUUUCCCUUAGCAGUGCAGCUCCAGCGCCAGAAGUACACACCGUUUUUAUAACUGCAUAUACCACUGUAGUUGUUGACCAAAGUGGUGUUACUCAUACCCCAACUAUAGCCACCACAGAGACUGCUGAUGUUACUGCUGCUACCCAACAACAACAGCAACAACAACAAUUUUCAUCUGCCAAUGACGACCAGUCACCUGCCGCUGCUGCAACUUCAACUUCGCCAGCAAAACAACAAACAACUUUGACCAGCCAGACCAUUCCAUCAUCCUCAGCCCAACUAGGACAAGGAACUUCGCCAUCCUCUACCUCCUCACAAACACUGUCAGCAUCAUCAUCAUCAUCAGAACCAUCGGGAGCUAUCCAAUCGGGAGAAGGAACCUACUACAGCACCGGCUUAGGUGCAUGUGGUAAAACUAGCCAGGAUACCGACUAUAUCAUUGCCAUCUCACAUGAGAUGUACGAUGCUCACAAUGUUGGCAAUAAUCCAAACAACAACCCAUUGUGCGGUAAAAAGAUCAGAGCCUAUUAUGAAGGAAACUCAGUUGAUGUCACUGUCGUUGACCGUUGUGAAGGUUGCUCUUAUAACGAUCUCGAUUUUUCUCCAUCGGCAUUUUCUCAAUUGGCUGACCAGAGUUUAGGUAGAAUUGAUAUCACUUGGGAAUGGUUGUAA